Messenger RNA from Blastocystis hominis, 207 nucleotides. RefSeq lists its product as hypothetical. Bases 1 to 207 code for a protein of 68 amino acids. Lineage: Eukaryota; Bigyra; Opalinata; Blastocystidae. The record is from RefSeq and is a predicted model, not a curated record. The transcript has 2 exons.
AUGCAACGACAAAAGCUGGCGGAUGCACUUCAAAAACGAGAUGAGAUGGAAGCGAGAAUGAAGGAGAUUAUUGCCUAUUUAACGCAACCAGGUCCAGAUGGAAAAGAACCCGUUGGGCUGCGUGGAAAUCUGCUUGAUGAGAAUGGAUUUCCCAGAGAUGACAUCGAUUUGUGGAAAGUGGGUGUUAUUCGUCAUGGUAUAAUUUAG